UUCUCUCUUCAGAGGAGAGAGAGAGAGAGAGAGAGAGUGACCAAAAAGGAGAAGAGCUGUAAUCACAUGGGUGCUGUUUUCUUGAUGGGUCCUCUCUGUUUAUCUUUCUCUCUCUAAUUCUUUCCUUACCGACAAUUAUGAACAAGCCAUAAAAGAAAAACCUAAUCAAAAGCUAAAGUCUUCUUCUUCUCCUUCUGGUUUGAAUACACGUCGGAAUUUUAUUUAUUUCAUCAGUAUUAUUGUUAUGGCCGACGAUAAGGAGAUGGCUGAUCCUGUAAUGGAUGGGAAUGGUGCUGUCACUGGUCACAUAAUUUCCACAACCAUUGGGGGUAAAAAUGGAGAACCCAAACAGACAGUAAGUUAUAUGGCUGAGCGAGUUGUGGGGACUGGUUCAUUUGGAAUUGUGUUUCAGGCAAAGUGCCUGGAAACUGGGGAGACCGUGGCUAUUAAGAAGGUCUUGCAAGAUAGAAGAUAUAAGAACCGUGAGCUGCAGUUAAUGAGGACUAUGGAUCAUCCAAAUGUUGUUUCUUUGAAGCAUUGUUUCUUUUCAACUACGAGCAAAGAUGAGCUUUUUCUCAAUUUAGUUAUGGAAUAUGUGCCAGAAACAAUGUAUAAGGUCGUGAAGCACUAUAGCAACACAAACCAGAGAAUGCCACUCAUCUAUGUGAAACUUUAUACAUACCAAAUCUUCAGGGGGCUGGCUUACAUGCAUACUGUUGCUGGAGUAUGUCAUAGAGAUUUGAAGCCUCAAAAUGUUCUGGUUAACCCUCUUACGCAUCAGGUUAAAAUAUGUGAUUUUGGAAGUGCAAAAGUACUAGUGAAAGGCGAAGCAAACAUAUCGUACAUUUGUUCGCGGUUUUAUCGGGCUCCUGAACUGAUUUUUGGUGCAACAGAAUACACUAACUCUAUUGAUAUAUGGUCGGCUGGCUGUGUCCUUGCUGAACUUCUUUUGGGACAACCACUGUUUCCUGGUGAAAAUGCUGUGGGCCAACUCGUGGAAAUUAUCAAGGUUCUUGGAACUCCAACCAGGGAGGAGAUUCGUUGUAUGAAUCCAAAUUAUACUGAUUUUAGGUUUCCUCAAAUAAAGGCACAUCCAUGGCACAAGGUCUUUCAUAAACGAAUGCCUCCAGAAGCGAUAGACCUUGCCUCCCGGUUACUGCAAUACUCGCCUAGUCUUCGUUGCACGGCAAUAGAAGCUUGUGCACAUCCUUUCUUUGAUGAGCUUCGAGAACCUAAUGUUCGAAUGCCAAAUGGACACCCAUUGCCACCUAUAUUCAACUUCAAACAGGAGUUGUCUGGAGCCUCACCGGAGCUCAUCAACAAGCUUAUUCCUGAUCACAUGAAAAGACAAAUGGGCCUACAGUUUUUUGCAUCACCUGAGGGCAUGACGUGAACUGGAGCAUUAUCGAGUUUUGCUCGUUAGUAGUUAACACGAGGUGGCUAAAUCAUCUCUAAGCGAGGGUAGCCCGACCAGCAGCAUAUCCUGGGCUACAAGUACACUAAAGGGCAGCAGCUAUAAGGUUGCUGCUACUACUACCAUUAUUUCCCUAUACCUUACUGUUUUCUGUUCGUUCUUCCUUUUUUGUGCAACAAUCUCCUGUCUCUCUCAGCAGCACCCUUUAAAAGGGUAAGAUCGUUUUGUACAUGUUUGGUAGUAACUGACGAGAAAGUUUCCAGCAGACGAAAUGUCAAGUGUAUUAAUAGGUAAAUCGUAAAUGUACCAAAAGAAGCAGCCGGAACAAGAAGGGUGCCGACUAUAUUUUUUUCUUUUUUGUUUGAUCUGCUUCUGUCAUGUAAACCUGUUUUUGAGGCUGAUGUGUACACGUUGUGAAAGAAUGUUGUUGCAUUGUGGUCAAGUGAAUGUAUUUACCAUGUAAGUUUCUCUGCA
This is a messenger RNA of Olea europaea var. sylvestris, 1888 nucleotides long. RefSeq names its product shaggy-related protein kinase eta-like. Gene Ontology annotation, biological process: signal transduction; protein phosphorylation. The record is from RefSeq and is a predicted model, not a curated record. Bases 245 to 1393 code for a protein of 382 amino acids. Gene Ontology annotation, molecular function: ATP binding; protein serine/threonine kinase activity. The transcript is spliced from 12 exons. Gene Ontology annotation, cellular component: cytoplasm. Lineage: Eukaryota; Viridiplantae; Streptophyta; Magnoliopsida; Lamiales; Oleaceae.